CCAGGAAAGGGUAGAGGAUGAGCAGAUAAGAUCUGUCCUUUAGAUCAGCAACAGAGGAGGAGGCUGCCCACUUGGAAGAAAAGAAAAUUGUUGUCAUCAACGAAAGUGGAAGAACAUUUCUUCUCUCCAGUUGGAUCUGAUGAGUCCUUUGGAGCUUGUGUUUUGGAGCGCAAGGCAUUGAAUAAAAGAAUGGAAUUAGGAAAAGCCAAACUUCUGAGAAGUGGCCUAAAUGCUUUAUAUCAAGCCAUUCACCCAAUGCAUGGGAUCGCGUGGACGGAUGGCAAGCAAGUGGCCCUGACGGCGUUGCACUAUCACAAUAAGGAGCUGAAGUUUGGAGACUCAACUGUCAUUGGCCAGUUUGAACAUGUCCACGGGCUGUACUGGAGCCCGCACCACUCUGCCAACACACCGGCGCUGCUUGCAGUUCAGCACAAGAAACAUGUGAGUGUCUGGCAGCUGAGCCACAGUGCUGCAGAAAAGAACAAACUCGUGGUUUCUCAGACCUGCGAGGUUGGUGAGCCAUUCCAAUUGCUUCCUCAGGGCUGCGUGUGGCAUCCCAAGAGGGACAUUUUAUCUGUGCUUACCAAAAGGGAUGCUUCUGUUUUGUACGCUGUUCGUUCAGACAACUCUAGGGUUAAAGCCGAUAUCAAAAGCAGUGGUCUCAUUCAUUGUGCCUGCUGGACCAAAGAUGGCAGUCGCUUGGUUGUUGCCAUAAGCACCGCUCUUCAUUCCUAUAUAUGGGACGAUGCCAGGAAGACAUUAAGUGCAUGUUCCUUUUGCCCGAUAUUUGAUGUUGGGAGCUAUAUCUGUGCUAUUGAAGCCACUGUGGAUUUCCAGAUUGCUGUGGCUACUGAGCUUCCUCUGGAUAAGAUAUGUGGCCUAAAUGCAGGUAUUACAUUUGAGUUGCCAGUAGGUACUGAAACGGGGUCUGUCACAUCACAGUCUACAUUGGUACUUGGGGAUGAGGAAUAUUCUAUGGAUUUGAGGAGAAAGUCCAUUGAAUCUGACAAAUCGGCAACAAUUGAGUCAGUGGCGUCAUCCUCAUCAGGCCCGGUUGAUUUAACACAUAUCCUUGCAAACCAUCGGAGAUCUGAUCCCAGCCCUCUGAUUACUUUGAGAAGGAAGGACUAUACUCCCGGAACUGGACAAGAUUCAUCCCACUUGAUUUUAGUGACUUUUGAAGGUAAAGUAACCACAACCAGGAAAGUCAGUAUUCCCGGUAUUUUGGUCCCGGAUAUAAUUGCCUUUGACCUUAAAGCGCAAACUGUGGCAAUCGCCUCGAAUACUUGUAACAUUGUUUUGGUCUAUUCUGUAACCUCCUUCUGCAUGCCCAACAUCCAACAAAUCCAGCUAGAGAAAAGUGAACGACCCAAAGGUCUAACCUUUUUGACGGAUAAUCUCUUAUUGAUUUUGAUUGGCAAGCAAAAGUUCACUGACCCUGCACUUAUUCCAUCAUCUAAUUCAGACAGAUAUAUCAUCCGCCUAAUGAUCAAAGAAUUAUCAUUUGAAGAAGAAUCUUCAGCCAAAUCUAAUACUCCUCAAAGUCUUCCUUUUAGUGUUGAGUCGUCAGUGAACCUACCUGGGAAAAGAAAAUAUUUUGAGAAUCUCAUAUCAGAGAAUCAUGUUGUAGGCCGGGAGCUCCUAAUACCAGGGAGCACUAUUAUCCAGUCUUCUAGUGGAAGAAGGCGUAUGUUGGAAGAACUGAAGAGUCCCAGUUAUGAACAAAGUUCAUCAUCCAGCAUGAGUGAUUUUGACGAAAGAAGAGCCUUGGCAGAUCCAACCAUUGCUCUAGAAACAUUGGAUACCGAGCCAGUAAACCGAUCAGUAGCCCUCUUUGGUCUUGGAACAUCUGCUAGGUUUUCCCAUCGAUGUGUUUCCCCUAAAGUGAUACAAGAAACUCUAAAUUCUCCGAAAAACAACACUUUGGCCAGUGAAAAGGGGGCGUGUCAGAUAUCCAGAAAUCUGGAACGACUGUGUGGAAGUUUUAAUGACUUGCAACUGCGACUUCUGGAAAUAACAGAAUUCACUAAAAAUGGGAACAAAUUAUCGGUCGCCUACCCAUCUUCUCAAGAACCACCUUUUGUUCACAUCACCUAUCAGAAGCUUUAUUCGAAUGGAUCCAUAGUUGAAGAAACAAAAACUGUCCUCCUAUGUGAUGGCAAGAUUCAUCUAAGUUUAGUCCAGCAGCUGUUUGAUCUGCCCGUUGUUGAAAUGAAAUAUGGUUCUUCUUGGAUUGUUCUUGCUGCAGAUAAUGAAGGUUUUAUUCCACUAACAUUCAAAGCAAAGCAGGAGAUAAUCAUAAGGGAAGGAAGUGAUAGUUUGGAAACCUGUGGAAGUCGUUCCUUCAAAAGAAAAAAUCCUUCACAACCACCAAGCAGUGUGACCUAAUUAGACAACCACUU
Molecule: messenger RNA, 2402 nt
Organism: Anolis sagrei ordinatus
Lineage: Eukaryota; Metazoa; Chordata; Lepidosauria; Squamata; Anolidae
Gene: WDCP
Product: WD repeat and coiled coil containing
Molecular function (GO): kinase binding
Source: RefSeq, a predicted model, not a curated record